GAGUCCAAAAUAAUUAGGAAUCCAAAACCCACUAUGUACGCCCCAGUUCCCAAAAGAGCUUUCUCGCUCCGCUGCGACCCCAAAAGGCCAAAAGAGAAAAAGUAGAGAUCUUUGUGCUCUCUCCCUCGUCCUCGUCCUCGUCCUCUUCCUCGUCCCAGGGUAUAUAGCGAUCGCGGGCGCGCAAAUCGCCGCGGGGAGAAGCGAUGCGGGGGCCGCGGCGGCCGCUGAGCGUGGUGGCGGGGUGGGUGCGGCGGCAGCCGCCGAAGGUGAAGGCGUUCCUCGCCGUGGUCGCGGGCAUGGCGGCGCUCGCCUUCAUCCGCUUCAUCGUCCACGACCACGACAACCUCUUCGUCGCCGCGGAGGCCGCGCACGCCCUCGGCAUCUCCGUCCUCAUCUACAAGCUCACCAAGGAGAAGACCUGCGCCGGAUUGUCCCUCAAAUCUCAGGAUUUAACAGCUUUAUUUCUUGCUGUUAGAUUGUAUUGUAGUUUUGUCAUGGAGUAUGACAUCCACACACUGCUGGACACCGCUACACUUGUGACUACUCUUUGGGUUAUAUAUAUGAUUCGAUUUAAGCUAAAGUCAUCUUAUAUGGAGGACAAGGACAACUUUGCAAUCCAUUAUGUGGUCUUGCCUUGUGCUUUACUAGCAGUACUUAUUCAUCCUUCCACAUCACAUAAUAUUGUGAACAGGAUUUGUUGGGCUUUCUGUGUUUACCUAGAAGCUGUUUCAGUGUUACCUCAAUUGCGACUGAUGCAAAACACGAAGAUUGUUGAGCCCUUCACAGCUCAUUAUGUUUUCGCCUUGGGAGUAGCUAGGUUUUUGAGUUGUGCGCACUGGGUCCUUCAGGUUUUGGAUACUCGCGGGCGCUUAUUGACAGCUUUGGGCUAUGGUUGGUGGCCUUCUAUGGUUCUUCUCUCGGAGAUUGUUCAGACUUUCAUCCUCGCAGACUUCUGCUACUAUUACGUGAAGAGUCUUGUAGGUGGGCAACUGGUGCUACGCCUUCCUUCCGGAGUGGUGUAAAAUAAAGCGCGGCGUGGAAACUUCUCGGAUUUACUCGGUUAACUAAUUUAACUCAAAUGCUUGACCUUUUGAUCGUCUUCUCACCAUGAUAAGGCCUGAUAUGUUUUUCUGAUCUGUUUUCUCGUAUCAGAUUGUAGUGAAAAUAAUCGUAAAAUGUAGUUUUCACAGAAGAAUCUUUUACCCGACGGUCGCCCUAGGACUGCAAAACUUCCAUGGAAUGCGGUAUCGCUCUCUGCGUGCCGUUGCUCUCUUAAUGAAAAUCUCCUGGUUGUUUGGUUGGUUAAUUAACCACUGUUUGUCAUGUUCAUAUCAUGAGUUUCUGAGAUUUCAAUUUUUUUUUUUAAUAAAUAUUGGUGGUCAUUCAGCAUUCUAUUUGAUGUUUAUUCUCGUGGAUAUCGAAAACAAACUUUGGUUGCUGUAGUUGUUACGCUUUGAGGGGAGAUGCAUUUAAACAAGUUUGUAUUUAAACAAAUUUCGACAAACGGCAGAAUCCAUUGAUAAAUGAAGUUUCUAAGAUUUCUAUUGUA
Molecule: messenger RNA, 1549 nt
Organism: Ananas comosus (pineapple)
Lineage: Eukaryota; Viridiplantae; Streptophyta; Magnoliopsida; Poales; Bromeliaceae
Product: putative ER lumen protein-retaining receptor C28H8.4
Exons: 6
Coding region: 204-1022 (272 amino acids)
Biological process (GO): protein retention in ER lumen
Cellular component (GO): membrane
Molecular function (GO): ER lumen protein retrieval receptor activity
Source: RefSeq, a predicted model, not a curated record